CAAAUCGGCAAAAAAUAUAUUCAUCAUUUAAACUAUAAUUAAGCACUUUACAAAGAUAGGUGGACAUUUGUGAUACAUUUUAAAGUUAAUUGAACAUCAUGGCACAUAAUUUAGGGACAAGAGAUCGAUUACUUGCCGUCAUUGACGAUAUUGAAAUAAUUUCAAAAGAAAUAAUAGAAAAUCUCAUGGCACCAAAACAUCAAAAGACACACGAUUAUCUUCAGUUAGUAGAUUUAUUAGUCGUUAAGGAUAAUGAAUUAAAACAACUUAUGAAGCUUGCUGCUGAACAAGAGAAAAUUGAUGAGAAGAUUAAUAUGCUGAAAGAACAAGUAGCAAAAUAUGACAAUGAAAUUAAUCAACUUCAAAAGCAGCUGAAGGAGGCUGAACAAAUACUUUCGACAGCAAUCUUUCAAGCGAAGCAGAAAUUGGCAAGUAUUGCAAAAGCAAAUGAUAAUCCCAUCCAUUCCGAAGAGCUCAUAAAGUAUGCUUAUCGUAUAAGUGCAUCUCAUGCUGUAUCUGCACCAUUGACAUGGCAACAAGGCGAUUUAAGACGUCCAUAUCCAACAGAUCUUGAAAUGCGAUUAGGCUUGCUUGGAAAGACUGAUUUAAAUAUGAAUGGUCAUAGCUUACUGUCACAAAACAAUGUUAAUAACGAUGCAAUUCGUCCAGCAACUGGUGAAAUACCAGCUUCAGCACAAAAUCAAUUUGCAUGGUUCCCAACAGGUGAACUUCAUAUGAUGGCUGGUCAUCAGUCGAUUUCUUUAGAAACUAAUCGAACGCAUAAAGAUGCUUCUCAAGACGAUGCUUCAUCCGAUAGUUCCAGCUCAAGUUCUAGCGAUUCUCAAUAAAUGUUAGUUCUAUAAGUCUAUAAUAAAGUUUAAGCUCAUUCAC
Molecule: messenger RNA, 891 nt
Organism: Chironomus riparius
Lineage: Eukaryota; Metazoa; Arthropoda; Insecta; Diptera; Chironomidae
Source: the annotation of a GenBank genome assembly